Messenger RNA from Adineta ricciae, 609 nucleotides. The record is from the annotation of a GenBank genome assembly. Lineage: Eukaryota; Metazoa; Rotifera; Eurotatoria; Adinetida; Adinetidae.
AUGAUGGAAGGAUCUAUUCAAGGUUUCAACGAUUUGUCAUCAGCUCCACCAGUAUCGAUGCCGGAAAACGGUCGAAACCAUGGGAAUACAAAUGCAAAUGCACGAUUAGCAAGGCAUCAUUCUCACAGCAACAACAAGAACAAAACAUCUAUCUUGGAAGCGAAAUGGUUUAAACCUGUGCUCAUUGGCGCAUUCAUUUUCCUAGUAGUCGCUGUUAUAGCUUUGAUAAUUGCCUUCUCAGUAGCUGGACGAUCCAAAGAAAGUACUGUAGAAACAACAAUAGUCACAACGACAAGUUUGGCGACUACUAGCAACGAGAAUUUGACUGAUAUACAAUCGACAACAACGACUAGCACAAGUACAACUAUUUUACAAUUAACAAGUACUAUCAACACGAAUACACCUACUAUUCAAUCAACGACAAAUCCCAGUACAAGUGUGACUAGUGUUCGAUCGACAACAGUGCCGACAUUCAUAGCCCGUCUGAAUAUGACAAAUAUUAGUAAUACUACGACGAGAUGUAAGUAUUUAACAAACCAAUUAUUGCUUACUAUGAUUCUAUGUCAACUGUUAAUCAGUCUCAUAAUAAAGCUCAUGACGAUGCCAUAA